Saprolegnia parasitica CBS 223.65 is the source of this 2893-nucleotide messenger RNA. RefSeq lists its product as hypothetical. The record is from RefSeq and is a predicted model, not a curated record. Gene Ontology annotation, molecular function: lipid binding. The coding region runs from base 1 to 2817 and encodes 938 amino acids. The transcript is spliced from 10 exons. NCBI's taxonomy places the organism in Eukaryota, Oomycota, Saprolegniomycetes, Saprolegniales, Saprolegniaceae.
AUGCUCCCGUCCACCUCCCCCAAGGCGCCGGCGACGCUGGACCGAGGACGCAGCUCGUCCGAGCUCGCGAAGCUGGACCCGUUCUCCCGGCGCAGCCCGUCGAUGCCACCGGCCGCGACCGAGUCGCCCGUGCGCCUGAACCGGCGGCCCGCGAGCUUCCAUGGCCAGGAGCUCGGCGAGUCGUCGGCGCCGUCGCCAGAUGCAAGCAGCAACAACGAGGACAUCUCGAUGCUCUUUGACAUGAUCUGCAACGACUACUUCACCGCACGGUAUGCGAGCAGCGAGAGCGGGAUCCAUAUCCUCGAGGCGUCGCUCGUCAAGCUCUGGAAGGUCAUCAUGCUGCCCGAGAAGACCGUGUCAGCCAAGAUGGCCGCGCGCAUUUCCAAGUUCUGCGAAGACAUGGCGAAAGAGUCAUUGACCAAGGAAGCUGAGGCCCGCGCCGCCGUCGCACGCCAAGCCUCCGACAUGGACGCCGACCUGCAAGUCGAAGGUCUCCUCCGCGACUGGAUCAAGCCCAAAUUGCUGGUGCUCGUCGAGGAGAUGCGCCUCGAGCGUGCACUGCGCGGUGCAUCCUCCAGCGGCCGGUCGGUGCCAGCGGGCGAAGAUGUCGCGUCGCUUGGCGAGAUCCGCAUCGAGGGCUACCUGCGCAAGAAGGGCCAGCACGUCAACCUCUGGCGCGAGCGGUACUUUAUGAUCCGAUCGGCGCCCAACGGGACGCAUAUCCUCUGCUACUUUCGGAAGAAGGGUGACCGCGAGCCCCGAGGCUGGUACGCCCUCGGGCCGGGCUGCACGGUUGAUGAAGUGCGCGAGUCACCGAGUCUCAUGGAGUCGAAGCGACUCUUUACCUUCCGCAUCCGGCACUACUCGAGCACGUACUCGGAAGAGUCGGAGGAGUACAACGAAGCCAUGCCCAUGACCCCGCUGGCGACGCCGGGCACCACGUCCGGUGACGGCUUUGACUUUGAUUUUGAUCCGAAAGCCAACAUCAAGAAGGCGCGAUUGAAGAAACUCGCCGCGGCCGCCACCGCUGCGACGGCAGUCGUUCUCACGGGUGGCCUCGCAGGCAUUGGCCUCGUCGGGGUGGGCGCUGCAGCAGUCUCGUCCGCGGCGCUCACGGCCAGCGCCAGCACGCUCCUCACCAAGAGCUCGGUCGCGCCCUUGUCGCUCGCGGCCGAGUCGCUUGAGACAGCGCUGUGGUGGCGCAGCAGCAUCCUCGAGUGCAUCGCGCAGGCCGAAGCCCAUUGGCGCCAAUACGUGCAUUGGUACCUCGCCCAAGACCGCGAUUUGGACGAAGCGACCGAGUCGCCGCCGACGUCGCCCUCCAAGACGCCCAAGACGACGUCGACCCGCGCGAUCAUUCUACCGCCCCCCAAGAUUGUGCGGCGUCCGUCGCUCGGGUCGCUUCCGCGCUCGAUGCUCAAGCAAUUUCGAUGGCUCCAAGACCUCGACCGCUGGAGCUUGUAUACGCAAAACUCCAACUUGCGCGUGUAUUCGCAUCCGGUGCCGUCGCCGGCAUGGCCGCCCAUGAAGGCCUCGCUGCACAUUCCCGCGAGCAGCCAGCGCGUUUUGGACAUGCUACUGCAGUCCGUUUACAAGUCCAACUGCCUCCUCAAGCGGUCGUAUGUGCUCGAAGCGAUCGACGCCCAUACCGACGUUGUGUACUGGAAGAUCAAUCCGCAAUCGCUGUGGCCGGUCGUGGUCGAGGCGCGCGACUACUGCCUCUUGCGCUACUGGCACCAAGAACCCGAUGGGUCCUACAUCAUUUGGUUCCACUCGGUGCAGCACAACGACUGCCCGCCGACGCACGACCUCCGCGUCGUGCGAGCCUCGAUGCUCGGCGCAGGCUUUGUGAUUGCACCGCCCCGGGGCACGGCCAACGGCUGCUACGUGUCGAUGAUCGCGCACACGAACCCCGAAGGGUGGCUUGACUCGCGCGUCGGCCUCUCGCUCCAAUACAUGCACGCGUACCAUGUCGAGCUGCUCAAUCUUCUCGUGGUGCUACGCACGGCCUUCCACGCGCACGAGUACGUCUCGAUGAAGCGCAAGUUUAGCGCGCCGGCGCCGUGCGAGCCGAUGCUGCCCGAGGACAACACACCGCUGCUCUCGCCCUUUGUGCACGCCUCGUCGCUCUCGUACGCACUCGCCGACAUGUACUGGGCCGAGCCCGAGGCCUGCAACUUUAGCGUGCGCGGCCCGCAAUACCCGAUCGACAAGGUCAAGCUCCCGUCCGAGGUGCAAGUGUUUCGGCUCGUGGGUGUCGAGGCGUACUCGUCGACGACCAAAAAGAUGCAUUCGUUUGGUCUCAAGAGCUUUCGCAGCGUCGCGCCGUCGCAGUUUUACUUUGUCGUCAACUUUAUGUUCCCGGGCCCGCCGUUCUACAGCCUCGUGCUCUACUUUACACCCGAAGACGACGCGUUCCUUGCACAAAAGGCGCCGUGGACCGAGCUCUUUGCCGAUUUUUUCGAUGGCGAUGACAGCUCGUUCCGCUCGAAUCGUCUCAAGCUCAUUCCGCGCGUCCUGGAAGGGAACUGGGCCGUGCGCGAAGGCGUUGGCAACACGCCAACAAUUCUUGGCAACAAGGUCACACAGCGCUACUCGCGCGGUUCCAACUUUUGUGAAAUCGACUAUGACAUUGCGAGCAGCACGGUCGCGUCGGGCCUCUGCCGGCUCCUCCUCAGCUACUCGCAGGACCUCGUCAUCGACCUCGGCUUUGUGUUGGAAGGCGUGACGAUGGAAGAGCUUCCCGAGCGCCUCCUCGCGUGCGUCCGCCUGCGCAACCUCGACUUGCCCCUCAUCGCGGUGCCGUACCCGUACUAAGACGCGUACACCAUUUGAUGCGACCACGCUCCCGACCAUAAACGCAAUGAACCCAAUAUAUAACCUUUGAACGUGU